AUGCAGGACUUCCCCUGGGGAAACCACAGCUCUCUUAUGGAGUUUAUUCUUCUAGGAUUCUCUAGCAAUACUGAGUCAAAUGUUAUUCUCUUCAGUAUCUUCCCCUUCUUCUACCUCAUCGCCCUUCCGGGCAAUGGGCUUAUUAUCACCCUGAUACAUAUGGACUCUCAACUCCACACACUGUACUUUUUCCUCAGCGUCCUUUCUGUUCUGGACAUGGGAUAUGUCACCACCACAGUGCCCCAGAUGCUGGUGCAUAUGGUUUGCCAGAAGAAGACAAUCUAUAUUGGAUGUGUAGCUCAGAUGUACAUCUUCCUACUGCUGGGCAUCACUGAGUCUUGGCUUUUUGCAAUCAUGGCUUAUGACAGGUAUGUGGCCAUUUGCCAUCCUCUCAGGUAUAAGGUCAUUAUGUGUGGGUCAAUGGUAGCCUUCUGUGGAUUCUGGGGUAUUAGCUGUGCCCUGAUAAACACAGUCUCUGCUAUGAUUCUUCCCUAUUGUGGUCCCAAUGAAAUAAAUCACUUCUUCUGUGAAGUGCCUGCUGUCUUGAAGUUGGCCUGUGCAGAUACAUCUCUCAAUGACAGAGUGGAUUUCAUCCUGAGCUUUAUCCUUCUGCAGGUCCCACUCUCCCUUAUCAUUAUUGCCUACAUCAACAUCUUUGCUGCCAUCUUGAGGAUCCACUCAGCCCAGGGGCGGCUCAAGGCCUACUCCACCGGUGCCUCCCACAUCACUGUGGUCACUAUGUUCUCCAUACCAUGCAUGGUUAUGUACAUGAGACCUGGCUCUGAGGCCUCCCCAGUAGAGGAAAAGAAGCUGGAUUUAUUUUAUAAUGUGAUCUCUGCCUUUCUCAACUCCAUCAUCUACAGCCUCAGGAACAAAGAUGUGAAACGGGCUUUCCUCAAAGUGACAGAGUGGGGAAAAGUGCCAGAAUGAAGUCAUGGGAACACG
This is a messenger RNA of Trichechus manatus latirostris (Florida manatee), 945 nucleotides long. RefSeq names its product putative olfactory receptor 2B3. Lineage: Eukaryota; Metazoa; Chordata; Mammalia; Sirenia; Trichechidae. Gene Ontology annotation, molecular function: G protein-coupled receptor activity; olfactory receptor activity. The record is from RefSeq and is a predicted model, not a curated record. Gene Ontology annotation, biological process: G protein-coupled receptor signaling pathway; detection of chemical stimulus involved in sensory perception of smell. Gene Ontology annotation, cellular component: plasma membrane.